AUGCGAAGAAAUAGAAAGGGAAUACCAUCUGAUUUCAAAAAUUGUGUUUUGAAAAAAGAUGAACAUAUUGCUAGGUACAGAGACAAAAUAAUGAUUAUGAAGUGGAAAGACAAAAAGGAUGUAAUUAUAUUGAGUACUAUCCACGACAAUAAAUUUGUAGAAAUGGAAAAACGAAGGAAAACUAUAUCAAAACCGGAAUUUAUCGCUGACUACAACAAAAAUAUGGGAGGAAUUGAUCUUACUGACGGACAAAUGAAAACUUAUGAAAUCGCUAGAAACCAAGUAAAAAAGUAUUACUAUAAGAUAUUUUUACAUGCACUAGACAUGGUGUGUUUGAAUGCAUAUCUUUUAUACAAGAAAGAUGGCAGUCACCUAGAUAGGCUUCAUUUCCUUAUCGAAACUGUAGAAAAAGCAAGGAGGUUAGAAUAG
Stegodyphus dumicola is the source of this 429-nucleotide messenger RNA. RefSeq names its product piggyBac transposable element-derived protein 4-like. The record is from RefSeq and is a predicted model, not a curated record. Lineage: Eukaryota; Metazoa; Arthropoda; Arachnida; Araneae; Eresidae.